AUGGUGGAAACGCGCUCGACCAUGGAUGUCCACAAAGAAGCCAGAACAAUAAUCAUUGAGGCGAAUAAGUCGGGCAACAUGGACGCAGUAAGGGUCCAAGCGAUACCCCCCAAAGUCUGGGGAGAAGUUUGUACGACACUGGACUGUCAACGGCUCUUACAAUAUAAUAGACUGCUACUACAGACCUCAUUUAUGAGGGAGAUGGAAGCAAUCAUUGCGGAGAAGGAGAAGGCUGAACAACCAGCCUUCACCCACCGUAAAAUACAAGAAGCCGUACCAGUACCAGUACCCGCGCAGGCGAGACCACCGAUGCUCGAUUUAACCAAUGUCAACCAGCAGCAGCAGCAGCCGAUGUUAGAAGAGGUCUACUAUGCUGACAGAAGCUCAGACGGGCACAGACGCGACAGAAGGCACACGUUGACGACCGACGAAUGGUCGCACAUCGAUUAUUUAGUGGGAGACCCUGGUCAGAUGUUAAACCAGUUGAAAGGCGUACGAAUGUCACCAGAGAGAGCAUUCGAAGUUCGUAAUAAGAUACUACGCAAGACACUGGUCGACCCAGAGAUUGAUGAUUCGGACAAGUUGAUAGCCAGAAUCAACCAAUUGAUUGACAAGGGCCUCAUAUCGCACGACCUGUCGGUGAACAUUUUGCUAAGUUGCAUAGCGUACGGUAAAGAAGGUACUAUGCAGAGAAUCGAGUCCGGCCAGAUACUUAAGCCACUAGGGGUAUACAAUGUUAGCUCGCGGAAACGACCCGAGGAACGCAAGACAAAACCCCAGGCUAAGCAGACCGCAGCGAACUCGACGCACAAGAAGAAAUACCCAGGCAACAGUGCCAACCAGAACAGAAGAGGUAGUCUUCCCAAGACGACGGAAGCUACCAAGAACCGGUCGCAGGGGACUAAAUAG
Messenger RNA from Gregarina niphandrodes, 909 nucleotides. RefSeq lists its product as hypothetical. Lineage: Eukaryota; Apicomplexa; Conoidasida; Eugregarinorida; Gregarinidae. The coding region runs from base 1 to 909 and encodes 302 amino acids. The transcript has a single exon. The record is from RefSeq and is a predicted model, not a curated record.